Messenger RNA from Pyrenophora tritici-repentis Pt-1C-BFP, 813 nucleotides. RefSeq names its product CDP-diacylglycerol-inositol 3-phosphatidyltransferase PIS. Gene Ontology annotation, biological process: phosphatidylinositol biosynthetic process. Lineage: Eukaryota; Fungi; Ascomycota; Dothideomycetes; Pleosporales; Pleosporaceae. Gene Ontology annotation, molecular function: CDP-diacylglycerol-inositol 3-phosphatidyltransferase activity. The record is from RefSeq and is a predicted model, not a curated record. Gene Ontology annotation, cellular component: Golgi apparatus; membrane.
AUGGCAUCCGUACAAUCGCAAGCCAAUGGCAAUGGCUCCGCAGUGCGACCCGCAAAGGUACAAGAGGAGGGUGCGGAAGAGAACAUAUUCCUAUUUAUCCCGAACCUGAUCGGCUAUUCGCGCGUCUUCCUCGCCCUCGGGUCGCUCUAUUACAUGCCCCUCCACCCACGCACAUGCACCCUCCUUUACAGUGUAUCGUGCCUGCUCGAUGCGUUAGAUGGAUAUGCAGCCCGAAAGUAUGAGCAGAGCACCAAGUUUGGUGCGGUACUGGACAUGGUGACGGAUCGAUGCACAACAACCUGCCUACUCGUCUUCUUGGCGCAAGCCUUUCCUCGCUGGAGCAUUGUCUUUCAAAGUCUCAUUUCGCUUGAUCUGGCGAGCCACUACAUGCACAUGUACGCAACGUUGAGCAUGGGAGGCAGUGGGCAGAGCCACAAGAACAUAGACGAAAGCAGGAGUUGGUUGCUCAAACAGUACUACUCCAACAACAAAGUUCUCUUCGCCCUUUGCGCCAUGAAUGAAACCUUCUUCAUUGCCCUCUACCUCCUCUCCUUCAGCUCGCCCCUCCUCUCUCCCACGCUCUUCUCCGACCUUAACAAUCCGGCUUCGCUGCAACCUGGCUCGCCUGCCGCUCCUAAACCAUCCAUGUUCUUUGCCAGCCCCUUUUCUGCUGCCGCUAUGGAGAUGGCGCGCGCCAACAAGAUGGAUUCAACUCUCCCUGUGGAUCCUGAUGGCUAUCUCAUUACCCUUCAUGGCCAUGAAGCAGGGGAUAAACGUGGUUCAGAUGCUAAAAGCGAGCCAAUGGCUUGCUGA